Molecule: messenger RNA, 552 nt
Organism: Ctenocephalides felis (cat flea)
Lineage: Eukaryota; Metazoa; Arthropoda; Insecta; Siphonaptera; Pulicidae
Product: patched domain-containing protein 1-like
Exons: 3
Coding region: 1-552 (183 amino acids)
Cellular component (GO): plasma membrane; cytoplasmic vesicle membrane
Source: RefSeq, a predicted model, not a curated record
AUGACCUGCGGCGUGACCUUCGUGGACCGCCUGCUGAAUCGCUCGUUCUACAAAUUAGGUCUCCUGGUUGGCAACCAUCCUGGAUAUUUCAUAGUAGUUCCUAUUUUACUGACACUGCUUUGUUGUACGGGUUACCAAAGAGUCAAAUAUGUGAUAGAUCCAGAAUAUCUAUUUUCACCUGUCAGAGGUGAAGGAAAAUACGAACGAGCGAUCGUGGAAAGCUAUUUCAAAGUCGAUUAUACGAACAGAUUCAAUGUGGCCCGGAUCACUCGACCAGGUCGUUUUGGAAGAGUGAUAGUAGUUCCAAAAGAUGGUGACAACCUGCUCCGAGCAGAAGUGUGGCACGAAUUGCGAUUGCUGGACGAUCUCAUACAAAAUGCCACAGUUCAGUGGCCUCCUGCAAAAGGCUUAGGAGCAGGAAUGGACGACGAUGAGGAACCUCAUACUUUUACUUACCACGACGCCUGCGCCAGGUGGCAGCAGCAGUGUUUUACGAAUGAUAUCCUGAAUUUGGACCACAUUAUCGAAGAUGAUCCCUGCAUGACAUCAUAA